CUUCGUCUUUACACAGCUUCGAAGUAAUUUUUCGGAAUUCUCACAAAACAUCGAACCUGAUUGCUAGCAGUUUGUGUUUUCCAUAUGUUGACUAUUUAUUUAUUUUUGCAAUUUAUGGAUUUGCUAUGUCAGUAGCAGUGUUUCUGCAGUUGGGUCACACGUGAAGGUCCAAGUAAGUUAGUUGUUGGAGAAUUUGAUGGUUGUCGUGGAGGAAGAAGCUCGGAGGGGAUUAACUCUGCGUUGGAGUGUGGAGUUGUGGGACUGUUGAGGCUCUUGAUCAUGUGAGGGAUCGUUGAUGUGGAUCCACUUUUGUGGUUGAAGUGUCACUGGUUCGCUGGAUCUAAAUUCCUGUUGAACAGGGUGCCAAGACCUCCAAUUUUGGAUUAGGCCUUUCGAAGCUGUGGUUUCGUGUCUCUCGUCUUGAAUGAGAAAAUUGCGGACUAUUAUCACUCCCUUGUUGUUGCUGUCACUUAAUCCUGAGAGGAUUAUCAGAAGAGGCAGUUGAAGGCUCGGGACGAUGCUAUUGAGUGUAGGAGGAUCCAUUAAGUUGCAUUGAUCCCUUAAUCAUCCCAACAUGGAUGAGCAUUCUCCAUCAUCUGCUAUGUCAGAGGACAAUUUUGGCGCUUCUGCUUUCAAUCCGUCAGCCCCAAAUGUAUCGCAGAGUCCGCAAGUAGCUACAUCGAUCUCCUCUCUCAUACGAGACACUUCUUCACCGUCUUUUAAAUCUGUUCCUAUUUCGCCUUCUUCUGCUUCGCGAUCGGCAUCAUCAUCCGCCCCGGCUAGUCCAAAGACCAGCUUUACAUCGAGCAUUGGCCAGCCGUGGGGGUUGUCCAAAGCAGAGGCGGAUAGUGGCCCUGCAGAAACAGUCAGGCAUCCUCUUAUGAGUCACCGUUCUUUUAGUGACGAGGAUGAAGAAGAUGCUGUCUCAGGACCAUCUCCGGCGAAGCUCCCAACUGGUUCUGCAGCGUCCACAACCCAAACUUUCUCGAAAUCUCCGGAGGCUGUAUCUUCUUCUAGACCCAAGCUGAACGCUACCUCUCUCUCGUUUGGCAGCCGCUCGUUUCAAGGCACUCCUGAUGUUUCCAGCUUACGCAAGCUCGCGAGACAAGGGGCCUGGAGAGCGUUGGUGGACAAGGUGAAGGGUGCAAAGAAGCAGGGCGUACUAACCACUCCAGUGGAUGAGCUUAACUACGCAACUUAUCAUCUCUUAGCAUUAAUAAAGCUGCGGAAUUAUGGCGCAGCUGCGUCUGAGUUGGCAGCUGUGGGUGACCUUGAUGCUACGCAGUAUUGCUACGAGGAGUAUCCUUCCGUGUACCCUGGCAAAUCAGGCUCAAUGGUGCCGUUUGCAUUGAGAUGGAUGCAUGCCGACUUACCCCAUCGAAAUGGGCAAACUGCUACGACCAUUGAACGACUAUAUGCUCUUCUAGAUUUUUGUAACUCACGAGUUGAAUCACUACAAUCAAUCGAUUCUGGUAGUCGAAAGUCUUCACUGCCAUUGGUGCAUGCUGCAACUGAUACCCUAACCAAUCAGCAUGGUGACAUGCCUGGUGGCGAUGAGGGUACUCCAGUUGAACGAGCGGAACCUGGAGAACAUGCUUCUACAGAGGAGGUGGGCACAAGUGGAGAAGAGGAAGACUUUGGAGAGUUCGUAGCUAGUGAUAUUACUGUUACAGGAAAGUUUCUCCUUACCUGGAUGAAGCGGAAAGAGGCUGUUGUUUGUGCUCUUGUGGGCCAUCAUCUAUUUCAAAAGCAGCAUGUUGUGGCGUUGCAGUGGUUGAAUCAGUUACUAGCCAGUUCUCCUACAGAUACAGAUCUGCUAUCAAGGGUUGGUUAUGUUCUGCUUCAGCUUGGCGACCUAGGAGGAGCUCAGCAGUCAUUCUCUAAGGUCGAUGCACUUAUCUCAGAUUCAGUGGACGAGGAACUCUUGAACUUGGCAGGACGAAAUCGAGGUCUUCUUCACUUUGCUGAGAAGCAGUAUUCUAAGGCCUUCAAUGAAUUCGCCACCGUCUUGAGCAGAAGUCCAUAUGAUACGGUCUCUGUUAACAACAAGGCGCUUUGUUUGAUGUACCAGCGGGAACUUCUUGGAGCAACAUCGGUUCUGGAGGACUCACUGCAGUCUAGUCCUCAGUCCUCUUUAAAUGAGACCUUGGUCCUUAAUUUGUGUAGUAUGUAUGAGUUGGCGUCCAUGAACAGCGUAGAGUCGAAAAGAGCUCUCAGUUCAUGGCUUCUGACUCAUGCGCCUGAUGAUUUCGACCUCUCAUGUACACGCUUGUAGGAACCUUCAAAGGUCGCGUUUCACAAUCCUUACAUCGUGCAGGUUGGCGAUUGCCAAUUGUAAACUCAUUUGAAGCCAUGUUAGGUAAAGGAGUGGAGACGUAUCUGAAAGACUCGUUAUGUGUAGUACCUCUUUAUCCAAGAGGCAAAAGAAGUGAUUGAUUAUAAGUGGCAACAGCAUCAGCUAUGUAUUAAUCGACCAACGGUGGAGCAUAUCCCUUGUGAUCUAAAAGAAUAUUUGCAGGUA
Molecule: messenger RNA, 2521 nt
Organism: Physcomitrium patens
Lineage: Eukaryota; Viridiplantae; Streptophyta; Bryopsida; Funariales; Funariaceae
Source: RefSeq, a predicted model, not a curated record